Molecule: messenger RNA, 927 nt
Organism: Bursaphelenchus xylophilus (pine wood nematode)
Lineage: Eukaryota; Metazoa; Nematoda; Chromadorea; Rhabditida; Aphelenchoididae
Source: the annotation of a GenBank genome assembly
AUGUGUGAAGAGAAAGGUCGACGAGUUCGCCAAACGGGAUUAUAUAAUAAAAACAACUUCAUCUUCGCCAGAUUCAUCCGACAUCUUAUGGCCUUACCAUUCGCGAAGCCUGAACACAUCGAAUAUUUUUUCGAACGGCUGUUGAUCAAAUUCCGUGACCUUCUGGGUAACGACGCAACAAGGCUACUGCUUCUGAUGAAAGACUACAUGGAAAGAACAAGGAUUGGCUUUCCAGGUCUACUUUCAGGAGAAAGCAGAUUCCUUUGUUUGAAAUUUUAUUUUGGAACUGUUAUGAGUAUACCACAGUUGCUUUACCUAGGACAAAAAACAAUGUCGAAGCCUGGCAUCGGGCCAUUCACCGACAAAAGCAUCCGACAAUAGAAGCACUGAUCAAGGCACUGAAGUAAGAAGAAUCCUGUAAAAAUUCUUUUGUGUUUCUUUUCUGAUGCAUGAUUUAUUUAUCAAAGAACAUUCGUAUAACAUUGAACUUUAGUUUUAGGCACAACCGCAGAACUGUUUGACAGUACCCCAAGUGAAUUGCUCAGCGGUCUCGUGAUAGAUUUGGAUGACGAUGUCAUAGGUCAGGCUCAAGUAGAAUUGGUCCUUAGUCCAGACAUUGAAGACGUUGACGACAUUCUCAAAGAUUUGCUCCGCAGUGGCUGUCGUGUUGGAGGUGACGGUAUAGAUUCUCUUUUCGUAGGCGGAGAAUCUGGUGAUCUCAGUCUGAUUCCAGCUCAGUUGAGCUUGGUCGAUGGACCAGGAGAGGUCGGUGAUGUUGUUCUGGAACUUGAUGAUAUCAAAAACGACAGAGCAAUCGCCGGUGGCGUGGGUGGUGCUCUCAACAGCCUUGGUGGUGGACUCGAUGGCGGGAGUGGUGGUUUGAGAGCCAAAGUCAAAGCCGCCGCAGUCUGUUUCCUAAAAAUAUGA